UUCUUCUCCACAUUCAAUCUCCCAAAACUAGGGUUUUCCUGCCCCCACCACACUUCUUUCGCUCCAAAUUCCCCUAAACCCCUCCUUUCAAAUCUCCACACACCAUCUCCUUCUCUUCCUAUCUUUGCCUUUACUGACUCACAAUUACUGGUUUACAGAUCUGUUCAGCUUCUUCUGCUUGUCUAGCUGCUCGCCGUCGCCGCUGCUCCGGCUCUUACCUUCAGACGGUCAUUUCCCCGCGUGUUUAUGCGUAGACAACAUGUUUUGGAAGCACGCAGCUCUUUCUACUUCUUCUCCUGUUGAGUCUGUGCUCGACAAGGAAAACUUUACACUGGAAGAGCUCUUGGAUGAAGAGGAGAUAAUCCAGGAGUGCAAAGCAUUAAACAGCCGCCUCAUAAAUUUUUUGAGAGAUAGAGCUCAGGUUGAGCAGCUGGUGCGAUAUAUUGUUGAAGAAUCCCCAGAGGAUGCAGAUAGCAAACGGACUUUCAAGUUCCCUUUUGUUGCGUGUGAAAUUUUCACAUGUGAAAUUGAUGUCAUCCUGAAGACUUUGGUAGAGGAAGAGGAGCUUAUGCAUUUACUCUUCUCUUUUCUGGAACCAAACCGCCCUCACAGUGCAUUGUUGGCUGGAUACUUCAGCAAGGUUGCAGUAUGCCUAAUGGUACGGAAGACCAUCCCACUAAUGAAUUAUGUUAAGGCCCACCAAGAAGUUCUUCAGCAGCUGGUUGAUUUGAUCGGUAUCACAUCCAUCAUGGAGGUGUUGGUGCGACUUGUAAGUGCAGACGAUCAUUUAUAUCCAAGUUCUCUGGAUAUUGUGCAAUGGUUGACAGAUAGCAACUUGUUAGAAAUGAUUGUGGACAAGCUCAAUACCUUGAACCCACCCGAAGUACAUGCCAAUGCAGCUGAAGCAUUAUGUUCUAUAACCAGGAAUGCACCAUCGCCUCUGGCCACUAAACUAUCCAGUCCAAGUUUUGUGGCAAGGAUUUUUGGUCAUGCGCUUGAAGAUUCACAGUCGAAAUCUGCUCUUGUCCAUUCACUCUCUGUUUGUAUUUCGUUACUGGAUCCGAAAAGAUCACUUCCUUCACCACUAAUGUACUCUUUCAGAGGUCAACAUGCAUGUGAAUCGCCAAUAAAUGCGGAUCCUGAUACUGUAUGCGCCAUGCUACCAAAACUAGGUGAGCUGUUGAUGCUUCUGAAUGUUACAUCUGAUGAGAAUAUUUUGCCCACAACAUAUGGUGAAUUGAAGCCGCCUCUUGGAAAACAUCGUCUGAAGAUUGUAGAAUUUCUUGCGGUGCUGCUAAAAACUGGCAGUGGGGUUGCAGAGAAGGAAUUGGUAGUCUCUGGGACUAUUCAGAGAGUAAUUGAUCUGUUUUUUGAGUAUCCAUAUAAUAAUGCUUUGCAUCAUCAUGUGGAAAGCAUCAUAUAUUCUUGCUUGGAAAACAAAAAUGAUGUGAUUGUUGACCAUCUUCUCGUGGACUGUAACUUGGUUGGAAAAAUUCUUAAUAUAGAAAAAACUCCAACACUUUCUGGCACACAUAAUCAGCCAACUUCACCAGCACCCGGAAAAUGGGCCCCUCGAGCAGGAUAUUUUGGACAUUUGACUCGGAUAUCAAAUAAACUUAUUCAUCUGGGAAACACCGAUGAUCGCAUUCUUAAGCAUCUUCAGGAAAACAAUGAGUGGAGUGAGUGGCAGAGUACUAUCUUACACGAGCGUAAUGUAGUCGAAAAUGUAUAUCGAUGGGCUUGUGGGAGACCAACUGCAUUGCAGGACAGAACUAGGGAUAGUGACGAUGAAGAUGUUCAGGAUAGAGAUUAUGAUGUUGCAGCCAUUGCAAACAAUUUAAGCCAGGCAUUUAGAUACAGCAUAUAUGACAAUGAUGAUAAUGAGGGUCAUGGAUCUUUUGAUCGUGAUGAUGAGGUUUACUUUGAUGAUGAAUCUGCUGAGGUUGUAAUCUCAUCCCUAAGGUUGGGUGAUGAUCAAGGGAGCUUGUUCACAAAUUCCAACUGGUUCGCCUUCCAAGAUGACAGAAAUGGUGGUGAUGUGCCAAUGAAUACUUCAUCCUCUGACAUGAUGGAUGAUAUUAAUUUGAAUGGAAUAACAAAUGGUGGUAACAGCAGCAGUGAUGAUGAGGUUAUGGUUGGAGAGGAUGAGGAAAUGACAGAGAGCAGGUCUUCUCCGAAUGGAUCGUCUAGUUUUCAGGCUAAUGGCUUCAAUGGAUUUGGUGCAAACAACUCCAGGGAUGAUGGGGACUCGGUUACCAUGACUGAGAAAACUGGUGCUUCUAAUGACUUGGGUUUCUUUCGCUUUGAGUCACCAGACAACGACGACCCUUUUGGAGACAGACCAAUACCUGAGUGGGUAGCAUGGGGAGAGGGGUCUGAUUUUCAAGUUGGUGGAUCUGGUGUUAAUCCAUUUGAUGACCAUAAAAACAUCACAGAAAAUGUUAUGAACUCAGUUGAAGAUUCUGGUGCUUCUGUCUACCCCACUUCAAGUGGAGAACCUGUACCCAAUGGAAUCAGUCCUAUAAAUGUCUGUGAUGGUUUGGCUAAAACCACUUCGAGUCAGAAAAGUGUGCCCUCUUUGUUUGAAGAGGAUGUUGAAUUUGUGGGUGUGGAAAUGGAGGGUACUGAGAAGGCUAUGGAACAGGCUCUCAAGGAAGGCAUUGUCGGUGAAGCUGGGCCGCUGAAAAGGAACACCAGUCCAAAGAAACCAGAAAAGGAGGAUGUAGAUGACGGUGCUGGAAUGAAGGAAUUCAAUGACGCCAACUAUUGGAGAGUUGACCAGGAGGUUGCUGUGUUGGAGUAAGUACAGGAUGAGUUACUGUCAAUCUUGAACCUGCAGCCACACUACAGUGAUCCCAUCCAUCCUGUACUCAAGUGCUAACGAGGAGAAAGUAUGUACAGUAUAUUUUUGUUAGAGUCGGGAUCAAAUAGACAGACAGGCUACGACAUUGAUGUCAUUGGUUAUUUAUUGUCACAGUCAAUUCAGUUCUGUAAGUUUGUUUUAGUAUUUUUUUCCGGUUCUUCUCCUCUUUCAUACUAGUAUUCUUGUUUAGUUCCUUCGUUCUCGCAAAAGUAAACAUAGUAUUCAUCCUUGUGUAACAUCAUACUAUAUGUCAUAGAAUUCUUGAUCAAGUGGAUGAUGUCUUCAGGUUAUAUAAUAUAUGCACGUUUAGUUUCUUAGUA
Salvia splendens (bonfire salvia) is the source of this 3183-nucleotide messenger RNA. RefSeq names its product serine/threonine-protein phosphatase 6 regulatory subunit 3-like. Gene Ontology annotation, molecular function: protein phosphatase regulator activity; protein phosphatase binding. The transcript has 19 exons. The record is from RefSeq and is a predicted model, not a curated record. Bases 260 to 2803 code for a protein of 847 amino acids. NCBI's taxonomy places the organism in Eukaryota, Viridiplantae, Streptophyta, Magnoliopsida, Lamiales, Lamiaceae.